Molecule: messenger RNA, 3106 nt
Organism: Ipomoea nil (Japanese morning glory)
Lineage: Eukaryota; Viridiplantae; Streptophyta; Magnoliopsida; Solanales; Convolvulaceae
Product: WD repeat-containing protein YMR102C-like
Exons: 7
Coding region: 1047-2936 (629 amino acids)
Molecular function (GO): protein binding
Source: RefSeq, a predicted model, not a curated record
UGCUGUUGCUAUAAGCUGCUAGGCUACGACUCUAUUGCUCUGAGCCUAUUAUAGUCUGUAUGAGUUUUCUCGCAAUCCUCACCUCACAGCCUGUAUGCGUACCUGUCUUCUUCUUUAAAGGGCUUGAUUUUGUCGCAUUAAUUUAAUUCCUGUCCUGUCCUCUCCUCUCCAUAAUUACAUUCUUCAUUUUUCAUUUCUUUAGUAAUACAUACAAAAUUUUAGGCUCUCCUUCCCGGCUAUGGGCGGGGACGGCUUCAACAACUUUCACUUUCUUGUAUCGGGCUUUUCGUUUUUCUGGAAAUUUGAGCUGUUUUUCUAAAAUGGGGUGUUCUUGAAUUCACAGAUGGGUGUUGAAAAGCGUGUAAAGAUUUGACUUUGGAUGGUAUACAUAGGCGAAUUGAACUUCUAGCUAGGCCUUUCAGCUCUAUAUAGUCCGGUUUCUGCAUAGCAUAGCGCCGCUCGUGCACUGCCCAAAAAUCCCUUUUCUUGACUCGCCAGAUCUCGAGGUGCCUCCGCUUGCUUGCUUCGUACUUUGGUGGCUGCCUGUGCCUGAAUUCGAUCUGAAAGUUUUCACCUUUUCUUCGUCCGCCAUCUUCUUACCUCUCACUACUUUGAUUGGGUCAAUACAGAGAACUUGGAGAAAAUUGUUGUUUUUGUAGUGUACAUAUGUAUAUGUACAUGUCAAAGCAGCGGCCACAAUCAUAGGAGGAGUCGGUGAUACUGUUUUAUUUUGCCGGUGUCUGUGCAGUGAACUCGAGGUACAAAAAACCAAGUCAUCGCUUCGUUUCUGUUUGAUUGGUUUAUCGCAUUAUUUUAUAGUGUGAACAAGACAAUAUUAUAGUUCGACAGUCUGGGCUUAGUCAUUGGUUCCUCGCACAAGGACAUUUUCUUUUGAGUAAAAUAUUUCUGGAAUUCGCAUGCUGUUCAUACAUUUAACUGUUUCCUGGACUAUGAUCAGUGGAAUUUGGGUUUCUUUACAAAAGGGUUUUCAUUUUGAAUUUAGUGGGGUUUGAUGUGGAAUUCUGGUUUUGAGAACACUGCAAGAAAUGCAGAAUUUUGAUGAAGGAGAAGAGGAGGAGGUGUUCUUCGAUUCAAUCGAGUGUUUGUCAUUGGAGGCGGAGGAAUCUGGGUAUGAUCUUUGGUUGAAAGAGCCACAGAGUGUGAAGGAAAGACGAGAGAGAUUUCUGCGCAAAAUUGGGACUACUUCAGAACCAGAAUAUAAGUUUGUAAGUGGUUCUGAACCUAUGGUUUCAGAGAGGAUUCAUGAGUGCUCCAGUGGAGCAGAAUGUAGUAGUAGUAGCUCUUCUGCUUCUUCACCUGUUGCCAGAAGAGAGGAAGCUUUAUCGUGUGCCGGGAGAGAUUGCAGCAGCGAUGCUCGUUCUUCAGUUGAUGAUGAUCUUGCUGAAAGUGCCCCCCCUCCCCCUGCCUUGAAAACCAAGAAGAGGAGAUGGUGGAAAGCCUUGCUGCAUAAGAUGAAAUGCAGAAAUGGUGCCACUGAUGUAUCCGAGAAGGCGCCCACAGGGAAAGGAGGUCUAUUAAAGGUGCAUCAGAGCAGGAAAAAGUUCAUGGAAUUCACUGCAAUAUAUGCUGGACAAGAGAUUGGGGCUCAUUGUGGCCUAAUUAGGACAAUCAAGUUUAGCCCUGAUGGGCAGUACUUGGCAAGUGGCGGUGACGAUGGGGUCGUUCGCAUUUGGCAUGUCACCGCCAUUGAUGCCUCCUCCCAGCUUGUCAGGCGCACCACCGUCUCCAGUCCCCACCAUCGAACCAAGAAAUCAUCUCCCAGCACCGCUAAGCUCCCCGAGAAAAUCUUCCAAAUUGAAGAAACACCAAUUCAUGAGUUCCAUGGCCAUACUGCUGGAGUUUUGGACCUUUCAUGGUCCACAACCAAUUCUCUUCUCUCUGCAUCUAAAGAUAACACCGUUCGUUUAUGGAAAGUCGGGUCUGAUGAAUGCCUUGGCGUCUUCCAUCAUAGUAACUAUGUAACGUGCAUCCAAUUCAACCCCGUUGAUGAAAACUUUUUCAUCAGUGGAUCCAUAGAUGGAAAAGUACGCAUUUGGCGAGUGACAGAAAAGCGAGUUUCUGACUGGGCUGAUGUAGAAGAUAUAGUAUCUGCUAUAUGUUACCAGCCAAAUGGCAAGGGUUUUAUAGUUGGUUCUAUAUCUGGUAUCUGCAGAUUCUAUGAACAAGGAAUUGAGCUUUCCUUAGAUGCCGAGAUACACAUUGGUGGUAGAAAGAGAUCAAACAGCAACAUGAUCACUGGCAUUCAGUUUUUGUUGAAUGAUUCUCAGAGAGUCAUGAUUACAUCUGGGGAUUCUAAGAUCCGUAUUCUUGAUGGGCACGAGGUUGUCUGUAAAUACAGAGGUCUGUCAAAAUCUGGAAGCCAGAUGUCAGCUGCAUUUACCUCGACUAGAAAACAUGUAAUAUCCGUUGGGGAGGACUCUCGCAUUUAUCUCUGGAACUACGAGGAUACGAGCUUCCAAGAAUCGAAGCAAGUGAAGUCAGAACGUUCGUGUGAGCAUUUCAUGUGCAAGAGUGUUUCUCUGGCAAUACCUUGGAUCGGGCAGGGUGCAAGAAAAAACGACUUAAUAAGCCGUGGGAGUUCCAAAUCUUGGUCACAGAUGCAAGAACAACAACAGCAGCAAGACGCCAUGCCUAAGAUUCGGGAUUCAGAAAGGUUCUCCCUGGGAAGUUGGUUCUCCAUGGAUAUCUCAUCCCGGGGCUCUGUUACAUGGCCUGAGGAAGUUCUUCCUCUGUCAUCUUCCCAUGUACCAACUGCAGAAAACGACGAUAAUCAACGACAACGGGUGCAGGAUUAUAAGACUCAGAUUCAGAACAGCACGCUGCAAUCUCCGGCCUGGGGUCUUGUUAUUGUGACUGCUGGCUGGGAUGGGAAGAUCAGGACAUUCCACAAUUAUGGAUUGCCUGUUAGGAUUUAGGAGUUUUGGUCUGCUUCACUAAAGAUCUCUCAACGCCAAAUCACAAAUCGAAAAUGCAUAUAUCAAGUGUUUAAUUUGUAAAGUUCAGUAGAUUCCAUCCAGUUCAUUGAUACAGUGUAUACUCGAGCUUUAGCAGAAUGUUAAUAAUCUUAUACUAUUCAUUGCUGCAA